AUGAGUGAAACAGAGACAAUAUAUUACAUUUCAAGCAUAGAAGCAAAUAAGAAAAAGCUCCAACAUGUACAUGAUAUUAUGGCAUUGGCGCUAGGAGUUGGUGCUGGUGUUUUGACCUUGGAAUCGGUAUACGGGUUUCUCUUCUAUAUAAUAGGCUUUACAAUCACAAACUUGGCUUUUUACCGGAUCUGUUGCGAAGGAAAGGCCUUUGAGUUCUUCAGAAAGCCUCUACAUGAAAUAUUCGUUGACGGUAUAGCUAGCAAUGUUGCCGGAUUCCUUAUGAUGUGGUGUCUCGUGUUUGCUCUAGUUAAAUGA
Molecule: messenger RNA, 315 nt
Organism: Debaryomyces hansenii CBS767
Lineage: Eukaryota; Fungi; Ascomycota; Pichiomycetes; Serinales; Debaryomycetaceae
Exons: 1
Coding region: 1-315 (104 amino acids)
Biological process (GO): autophagosome assembly; protein folding in endoplasmic reticulum
Cellular component (GO): endoplasmic reticulum; membrane; EMC complex
Source: RefSeq, a predicted model, not a curated record